CGCGAGGGAGCGGAAAUGACCGCAGCACGCCGGAAGUUUACUCAUUUCCAAGGCGACGGCUCCACCAUCGCUGCAACGGCUGGAGUCGGGACGCUGGAAAGCGACUUAGAGGAGAGGGUACUCGCCGACGGCGGCCGCCGCCACAGUGAAUCGCGGGGAGUAGCAACCGAAGACGGCGGCCGCCGCACCAGCCAUCGCGUGUGGAGGAUAAACGGCCUGCACGGCCAUCGCGGCGACCAAUCCAGGGAAAGAGUUAGCGAAGGCCAGGGCUUUAGUCGUAGCGAAGACAGGGAAGGAAUCCGUGAAGGCAGCGACCACCGCUGCAGGGUACCGACGGGAAGAGCAAGUGAAGACGUCCGCUUCUCCCGCAAUGACUCAAGAAGGGUCAGUGAAGACCUGGGCCACCGUCGCAGUGUCUCUCAGGAGAGAGUCAGGGGAGACCGUGGCCACCGUCCCAGCAACUCUUGGGAGAGAGUAAGCGGAGACCGCAGCAGCGACGUGAGUUUAAGUGAAGUCGGAAGCCACCCCACUAGUGACUCCGGGGGAACGGUCAGAGAAGACCGCGGCCUCCAUCUCAGUGGGACUUGGGAGGGAGUCAGGGAGCUCCGGGGUCCCCGAACCAGCGACUCUGGGGAGAGAGGCAGUGACGACCACAGCCGCCGCCUCAGUGGCUCUUGGGAGGGCGGAAGUGUGGAUGGCGGCCGCAGCCUCAGCAGUUCCUGGGAGGAGGGGGUGAGUGAAGACCGCGGCUACGUGGCCAGCGACUCCUCCGUCGUGAGCGUCAGCGAAGACGCCAGCCGCCGCCGCUUCUGGGAGAGAGAAAGCGAAGACGAAGGUUCCCGCUGCCGGGGCUCCUGGGAGAGAACGACGGAGGACGGCGUCCCCGGGCCUAGCGACGACGAGGAAGACAGCCGCUGCUGCACUGGCUCGUGGGUGACAGCGAGCGAAGACCGCCGCAGCAGCAGGGGCCUAGACUCGACUCCUCCCCGGAGUCCGAGGGGUCGCACCAUGCCCGGGGUGUCCGGUUCAGGCCCCUUCACCUUCUGCACGGAGACUGCGACCCCGUUGGGUGCCAGGAAGAAAGUGCAUUUUGGUAGCAUACAUGAUGCAGUACGCGCUGGAGAUGUAAAGCAGCUUUCAAAAAUAGUAGAACGUGGUACCAGCAUUAAUGAAGUUGACGUUCUCCAUAAACUUACCCCUUUACAUUGGGCAGCACAUUCUGGCAGUUUGGAGUGUCUUCAUUGGCUCCUCUGGCAUGGAGCUGAUCUCUCACGAGCAACCAUGAGAGGUUGGACAGCAGCUCACAUAGCUGCCAUCAGGGGACAGGAUGCUUGCAUGCAGACUCUUAUAAUUAAUGGAGCUAAUCUGGCAGCUCAAGAUGAUCGUGGAUGCACUCCUUUACACCUUGCGACAACACACGGACAUUCUUUCACUUUACAAAUAAUGCUCCGAAGUGGAGUGGAUCCCAGCGUGACUGAUAAGAGAGAGUGGAAACCUGUGCAUUAUGCAGCUUUUCAUGGGCGGCUUGGCUGUCUGCAACUUCUCAUUAAAUGGGGAUGUAGCAUAGAAGAUGUGGACUACAAUGGAAACCUUCCAGUUCACUUAGCAGCCAUGGAAGGCCACCUUCACUGUUUUAAAUUCCUACUCAGUAGAAUGAGCAGUGCCUCCCAAGCUUUGAAAGCCUUCAAUGAUAAUGGAGAAAAUGUAUUGGACCUAGCCCAGAGGUUCUUUAAGCAGAACAUUUUACAGUUUAUCCAGGGGGCUGAGUAUGAAGGAAAUGAUCCAAAAGAUCAAGAAACUUUAGCAUUUCCAGGUCAUGUGGCUGCCUUUAAGGGUGAUUUGGCAAUGCUUAAGAAAUUAAUAGAAGAUGGAGUAAUCAAUAUUAAUGAACGUGAUAAUAAUGGAUCAACUCUUAUGCAUAAAGCUGCUGGGCAAGGCCACAUAGAGUGUUUGCAGUGGCUAAUUAAAAUGGGAGCAGACAGUAAUAUUACCAACAAAGCAAGGGAGAAACCCAGUGAUGUGGCUAAGAGGUUUGCCCAUUUAGCAGCAGUAAAGCUAUUGGAAGGACUACAGAAAUAUGAUACAGAUGAUGAGAGUGAAAUUGAUGAAAAUGAUAUUAAGUUUUUCAUAAGACAUGGUGUUGAGGGAAGCACUGAUGCCAAAGAUGAUAUAGGUCUCAGUGAGUCGGAUAAAACAGAUGCCAGAGUGAGAGCUUAUAAGAAAAUUGUAGAAUUGAGACACCUCCUGGAAAUUGCAGAGAGCAACUAUAAACACUUGGGAGGCAUAACAGAAGAAGAUCUAAAGCAGAAGAAAGAACAGCUUGAGUCUGAAAAGACUAUCAAAGAGCUGCAGGGCCACCUAGAGUAUGAACGACUACGCAGAGAAAAAUUAGAAUGUCAGCUGGAUGAGUAUCGAGCAGAGGUAGAUCAACUCAGGGAGAUGCUGGAAAAAACUCAGGUUCCCAACUUUGCGGCUGUGGGAAUUUUUUUCUUCAGUCCUCGUGGGAAGAUGACCCUUCUUGUGAGUCAAGCAAAGAGAAGAGGCGAGUGAAGAAAAAGGUGUCUUCUGGGGGAGUUUUUGUGAAAAGCUGUAAAAUGAGGAUAAUACCACCUACCUAAGAGAACUGUGAUGAAAAACAGGUGAGUUGAUAUAUAUCAUUUAGUAUAUUCACUGUUAUAUAUAUAGUCAAUGUAGCUAUUCUACAAAAUGACAAUCACUAAUUUUAGUGUUGGUGAUGACCACAGUGCUUUCCACUGCCUCAUUUUUUUCCCCUUUAUAAGUAGAGGGAUGUGGAGCUCACCUCCUCCCACAAAUACAUCAAAAAAUCCAGCCACGUGUGGAAUAGUUCUCACAGAACACCACUGAAUGCUUUCAGAUCUCAUACAACCAAAGCUUCAAGAAAGAUCCCCAUGUAACUGGGUAUGAUGAAGGGAAAAGGGAGAAGAGGAGGAAUUGGAAUGGGACCUGCACCCCUGGGAGGGAGCUGUGAAGGAAGAAUGCUAACCUCACCGUGGGAACCUCCUUCACCAGCUGGGAGGUAUGCCAGGACAGAUAGGGAACUUCAGAGGCUGAAGAGGAGGGUAUGGGAGUUGGCCUGAGGCACUGCAGGGUAUGGAGAGACCAACACAGAAGGUCCUGACCACAUCACCAUGCUUCCCAGCCCAAGAUGUACGCCUGCUGGUGUGCAGAGCGACUGGGUGCUGAAACUCAGGCUUCAGCAGACAGACCCAAGGAGAGGACUCUGGUUGGUUGCAUGGAGACAGACCAAAGGGUCUGGAGCAUGGUCCAGACCAUAACUGGGGGCGUGUGCAUGUGGAGGUGGGGCUGAAAGCUGAACUGAUAGCUGGCCAUCCCACUGUGGUUGCUGGGAUGCAGCUCUGGCGGACUUUUCACUGGAACCAUACAUGCGUGCCUGAGGGCACCCUGGGCUGACUGCGGGUUCAGGGGAUGCAGCUCCAGUGGGUUUAUGCGCUGGUGGCUUGGUGAGCGCGUAUGCUCUGAACUUAUUACCAGGAGGUGGGCCCAAAGGGCAGUGCCAGCAACACUGAUCUUUGUGGGUGCACACACCAGGUGGCAGGCGGCAUCACAGAAUCCCACGUCCUGGCAGGCAGCUCCUGGGGAGGAACAUGCAGUGGCUCCUCUCCCAGAGGGAGCGCUCCGGUCCUGCCUACUUCACACCACAGCUGAGAACCAGAUCUGGGGAUCUGCACUACAACAACUGGGGAGCAGACCCUGCCCCUGACAGGGCUGUGACACCCAAAGAGCAAAGAGGAGGACUUGCUCAACAUCCAUUAUGGGCUCUGGUCACCAUGACACUAAUCACACUUCCCUAUCAAGGGGAUAAUGGCUGGUGCACACACAGGAAAGACGUGGCAAGCAUCGAUACCAAAAACAGCUCUUGCACCAAAGAUAUUGGACUCAGGCAGGCUACACUGGGAUGCUCCCACAUAAAAAUAGCCCUUCCAGACCACAGUAGAUAACUGCUUCUCCUAAAUUCAUAGAGAAAAUAUAAGAAAAAAGAAGCAAAGGAAUUACUCCCAAUUAAAAGAACAAGAGAAAUCCCCUGAAAGGACAAACAGUGAAACAAACCUCUACAGUCUACCAGACCCUGAGUUCAAAAAGGUAAUAAAAAUGCUGAAGGAAUUAAGAAAUGCUAUUGAUAGAAAUGUAGAUCACUAUAACAAGGAACUAGAAACUGUAAAGAGGAGCCAAUCAAAAUUAGACAACUCAAUUGCCGAGAUGAAAACCAAAGCUAAAGGCAAUAAACAGCAAAGUAAAUAAUGCAGAAGAACAAAUAAGUGAUCUGGAAGAUAGAAUAAUGGAGAUCACCCAGUCAAAACAGCAGACAGAACGUAUGCUAUCUAUGGGAUAAUAUAAAGCACACUAAUCUACUACGUCUGAUAGGGUUCCCAGAAGAAGAAAGAGAAAAGGGGAUUGAAAAUGUAUUCAAAUAAAUUAUGGCUGAAAAGUUCCCAAACCUAAAGAAGGUAUUAGAUAUCCAGGUCCAGGAAGCACAGAGGGUCCCAAACAAGAUGAACUCACACAGAUCUACUCCAAGAUAUAUCAUAAUUAAAAUAGUAAAAGAGAGGAUUCUAAAGGCAGCAAGAGAAAAACAGUUAUAAAGGAACCCCAUAAGGUUAUCAGCUGAUUUCUCUACAGAAACUUUGCUGGCCAGAAGGAAAUGGCAAGACAUAUUCAAAGUCCUGGAGGGGAAAAACCUGCAACCUAGGAUAUUCUACCCAGCAAGAUUAUCAUUUAGAAUAGAAGGAGACAAAAAGAAUUUCUCACACAAGCAAUAACUAAGAGUAAGCAGCAAUAUUAAACCUAUCUUAAAAGAAAUAUUGAAAGCUCUUCUCUAAAUUGAAAAGAAGCAACAAUCUACAGGAAAGGGAAAAAUCACAAUAGAAAAGGUAAAUAUAUAAAAGGAUUGAAGAUCAUUUAAAUAAGACAGUACACAGUUAAAAAACAAUCCAAAAAAUUCUGUGAAAAUGAUUGAACAGAAAAGGAUAAACAUGAAGAUGUAAAAUAGGACAUGAAAAUCACAAAAUGUAGGGAAGGGGAGUAAGAAAUGUAGAUCUUUUAGAAUGUGUUUGAGCUCAUAUGACUACCAGUCUAAAGCAAGUAGAUAUAGUGACAGUUAACAUAGUUGAAAACCAGAGUAACCACAAAUCAAAAAAACAUACAAUAGAUUCCCAAAAACCCAAAAGAAAGGAACUCAGGCAUAAUACAAAAGAAAACUAUCAAAUCAAAAAAGGAAACACAAAAAGAAGAAAGGAACAAAGAAGAAAUACAAAAUCAACUGGAAAACAAGGUUUAAAAUGGCAAUAAAUAUAUAUUUAUCAAUAAUUACUUUAAAUGUCAAUGCACUAAAUGCUCUGAUCAAAAGACACAGAAUGGCAGACUGGAUAAUAAAACAAGAACCUACAAUAUACUGCCUACAGGAGAUCCACUUUAGGGUGAAGGACACACACAUAGAUUGAAAAUGAGGGGAUGGAAAAAGAUAUUUCAUGCAAAUGGAAAUGACAAGAAAGUGGGGGUAGCAAUACUCAUAUAAGACAAAAUAGACUUUAAAAAACAAAGGCCUUAAAGAAAGAUAAAGAAGGACCCUGUAUAAUGAUAAAAGGAUCAAUACAAGAAGAGGGUAGUACACUCAUUAACAUAUAUGCACUCAAUAUAGGAGUACCUAAAUAUAUAAAACAAAUGCUACCAAACAUAAAGGGAGAAAUUGACAGGAAUACAAUAAGAGUAGGAGACUUUAACACUGCACUGUCAUUAAUGGACACAGAUCUUCCAGACAGAAAAUCAAUAAGGCAACAGAGAUCCUAAAUAGCACAAUAGAACAGUUAGACUUAAUUGAUAUUUUCAGGACAUAACACCCCAAAAAACCAGUAUACACAUUCUUUUCAAGUGCACAUGGGACAUUCUCUAGUAUAGACCACAUACUAGGACACAAAACAAGCCUCAACAAAUUUCAGAGGAUAGACAUUAUUUCAAGAAUCUUUUCUGACCACAACCCAUGACAUUUUUCACAGAACUAGAACAAAUAAUCCUAAAAUUUAUACGGAACCACAAAAGACCCAGAAUUGCCAAAGCAAUUCUGAGGAAAAAGAACAAAGCUAGAGGCAUAACCUUCCCAGACUUCAGACAAUACUACAAAGCUACAGUAAUCAAUACAGUGUUGUAUUAGCACAAAAACAGAUAUCUGGAUCAGUGGGACAGAAUAGAGAGCUGAGAAACUCACACACCUAUGGCCAAUUAAUCUUCAGCAAAGGAGGCAAGAAUAUACCAUGGAGAAAAGACAAUCUCUUCAAUAAGUGGUGUUGGGAAAACUGGACAGCUACAUGUAAAAGAAUGAAAUGAGAACAUUCUCUAACCCCAUAUACAAAAAUAAACUCAAAAAAAUGAACUGAUAUAAGGACCUAAAUAAUACCUUUAUUUACUGAUAAAACGGAUAUUGGAGAAUGUGGUUAAUAUCUUCAGUCCAGUAAACUUAUCACUGACCCCCGAAUCGGACUUACCUUGUCCCAAGUAUCACUGUACUAGAGCAGGCCUCACCCUGUAGAGGUGAACUUGAUCCUACAGGAGCAGAACAGAAUGAAUGUUCUCUGUAGACAGGCUGGUCCCAAACAGGAAUGGGGAGAAGUGGCUGGGCUACUUGGGCCUUGUUUCUCCUUUCACCUUACUUAAUCACCUAGGGCAGGGUGGUUGAAGGAAGAGUGAUUACAAUAUUAUGCUAUUGGAGCUUCCUUCACAUGGAGGAAAGAAAUACUCCCUCUCAGUAUUUUAGCAUAUUUUAAAUUGUAACAAAUGAAUAAUUUACCUGUUUACUGUCUGUCUUCUCCAACUAAGAUUGUCAGUUCCAUGAUAAGGAAGCCAUGUUCAGCUCUGUGCACAUGGGUACCAGCAUGUUGUCUGGCCCAUAGCAGGCAUUCUUAUUUACUGAGUGAGCAAAUGUACUGUAGAGUUUAUUACAAUGGAACCUAUAUGGUCUUUAUUUAUUAAUCCAACACAAAUUUAUCUACAGUGUGCCAAGAAUUUUCUUAGGCAAGAGGAUUCUGAGAUAUUUUGAAUCAAAAUACAGAAAGUUUUGUUUUGAAAACAAGCCAACUGUUAGCUCUUUGAAAAAAACUUAGUUGGAGAGCCUCUGAUUCUCACUCGCUGGACCAUACAAGGUCAGUCUUUUGAUUGCUCUAUACUUUAGAUUCCCUAUUUAUAACUAAACAAGUUUGCAACACAUACCAAAGAAAUCCUGUAUGAUUUACAGUUGUUCAAGCAAACAAGAAAACUCUGGUUCAGUUUCUAUGAGCUAUCAAAAGGAUAAAGACAAAAUGCCUGUCUAUCUCAAAUCAAUCAGGUUUUGAAUGGCAUCUUUUCAACAUAAUGAAAUAAAGACAUAUAUAAAAAACAAAGACAAAAUACACCUUCCCAUUCUAAAACAUUUCCUUUAGUCCAUAUGUACUUUAAAUAAUCUUGUAUUAAGUUUCUACUGCAACUUUCAAUGUUCAGAGUAAAUCCAUCCUGGCACAGUGUUUGUUCUAAGAAGUCAACAGCAGCAGGAGUAGGAGCAUAAUAUAGUAGUUUCACUGUUAUUUCCAGAGUCUAUAAAAUCCCAACGCUAUUGCCAGGCAAGUAAACACUGAGGCUGUGAAAAGAAGAAAACAUGUUAUAGGUAAUGCAUUUGUGAUUAUCUUGCAGAGACAAAGAGAAUAAUGUCAUCUUCAAUUUAAAUUGAAAGCAAAAUCAGGAAAUCCAACCAGUUUUCUUUUCUUUGCCUGCAUUGAGCGGCAUGUGGGAUCUUAGUUUCCCAGCGAGGGAUCAAACCCACGCCUCCUGCAUUGGAAGCAUGGAGUCUUAACCACUGGACCACCAAGGAAUUCCCAAUCCAACCAAUUUUCUACUUUAGGUUUUUAAUUCCCUAGAAAAUUAAGCUAAGGAUAAAGGGUAUCCAUUAGGGCUGGAUUAAUAUCAAUUCUUCUUAAAAGCUUCCUGUAUUUUAAACCAGAAUAAGGAUGACAGUAAUUUAAAAGUGUACAUUAUGUCAGUUAGAAUCUAUAAAGUGUAUAAAGUCAUUAUUAACAUUAGCACUAUUAACAAUGACUACUUUAAAUAAUUACAAACUCUAAUUUUAGAAAUAAUUUAUAAGUGAAAAACCACCUUUCUUACAUGUACUGAAAAAUUAUGUAGUUAAGCCAGUAAAACAGACAUCCGUAUCAUCCAAAAGAAAAUUUUAAUUGCCUUUUCAGUACAUUUAAAAAUGAUUUCGUGCCUGCUGAGCUCCCAGGCCAGUCCCCUGCCCUCCAAGGCUCCCUCUUCGCCACCCUCCCACCCAGCUGCAUUGGUACUGGGGGCAUAGGAAGGAGGCUGGAGAGAUCAGGAGUGGCAGGCAGGAGGGGCACUCCCAGACCCCAGACUGGAGGAGCAGGAGAGGAGGGCGUUUGCCCUGCCCACUCGAGCCCAGGAAGCCUGCUGGGCUCCAAGGUGAGGUCCCCUGCCCUCUGAAACGAGGGGUGGGGGGCACACCUGGGUCCCUUCUGUUGCUUGAGCCUAAGCCCUACCCCCUGGAGCCCCCGGGGCCUUUUCCAGCCCUGUGGGUCCUGAGCAUUGGCCCUGCCCAUCGCCCAAACCUCACCCUUGCUAAGGUCCUGCUCUCCACAGCCAACGCCCUCCCCCCGAUCUUUUAUCUUUUUCCUCCUCCUCCUCGUUUUUACUAUUGUGGUACUGAUGUCCCUUCCGGUUGUCGAUUCAUCUAUAUUUUUAUUUUUACAUUAUUUCUAACAUAUCUGUUAGUUUCCUAGUCUAAUUUUAUUUUUUACUUUGUUAUUUUUUUUUUGCCACCCCAUGCAGCUUGCAGGAUUUUGAUUUGUGAGCCCAGGGUUAGGAGGAAGCUCCUGUGGGGGGAGCUCCAAGUCCAAACCACUGGACUAACAGAGAACCUCAGACCUCAGGGAAUAUUCAUCAGAGUGAGGUCUCACAGAGUUCCUCAUCUCAGCACCAAGACCCAGCUCUACCCAAUAGCCUACAAACUCGUGUUGGAAGCCUCAAGCCAAACAACCAGUAAAACAGGAACACAAUCCCACUCAUAAGAGGAAAAAAAAAAAAGAGAUGGCAAAAAAAAUAUGUCACAGAUGAAGGAGCAAGGUAAAAACCUACAGGACCAAAUAAACGAAGAGGAAAUAGGCAAUCAACCUGAAAAAGAAUUCAGAGUAAUGAUAUUAAAGAUGAUCCAGAAUCUCAGAAUGGAAGCACGGAUUGAGAAAAUACAAGAAAUGUUUAACAAAGAUCUAGAAGAACUAAAGAACAAACAAACACAGAUGAACAACACAAUAACUGAAAUGAAAAAUACACCAGAAGGAAUCAAUAACAAUAACAGAGGCAGAAGAACAAAUAAGUGAGCUGGAAGACAGAAUGGUGGAAAUAACUGCUGAGGAGCAGAAUGAAGAAAAAAGAAUGAAAAGAAUUGAAGACAAUCUCAGAGAUCUCUGGGACAAUACUAAACGCACCAACGUUUGAAUUACAGGGGUCCCAGAAGAGAAAAAGAAAGGGUCUGAGAAAAUAAUGUGAAGAGAUUAUAGUGGAAAACUUCCCUAAUGUGGGAAAGGAAAUAGUCACCCAAGUCCAGGAAGCACAGAGAGUCCCAUACAGGAUAAACCCUAGGAAAAACACACCAAGACACAUAUUAAUCAAACUAACAAAAACUAAAUUCAAAGGAAAAAUAUUAAAAGCAGCAGGGGAAAAACAAAAAAUAACAUACAAAGGAAUCCCCAUAAGGUUAUCAGCUGAUUUUUCAGUGGAAACUAGCAGGCCAGAAGGCAGUGGCAGGAGUGAUGAAAGAGAAAAACCUACAACCAAGAUUACUGUACCCAGCAAGGAUCUCAUUCAGAUUCAAUGGAGAAGUCAAAAGCUUUUCAGACAAACGAAAGCUAAGAGAAUUCAUUAACACCAAAUGCUAAAGAAACUUCUCUAAGUGGGAAACACAAGACAAGAAAAAGACCCACAAAAACAAACCCAAAACAAUUAAGAAAAUGGUAAUAGGAACAUACAUAUCAAUAAUAACCUUGAAUGUAAACGGAUUAAAUGCUCCAACCAAAAGACACAGACUGGCUGAAUGGAUACAAAAACAGGACCUAUAUAUAUGCUCUCUACAGGAGACCCACUUCAGACCUAGAAACAUAUACAGACUGAAAGUGAAGGGAUGGAAAAAGAUAUUCCAUGCAAAAGGAAAUCAAAAGAAAGCUGGAGUACCAAUACUUAUAUCAGAUAAAAGAGACUUUAAAAUAAAGAUUGUUACGAGAGAAAAGGAGGGACACUACAUAAUGAUCAAAGGAUCAGUCCAAGAAGAUAUAAUAAUUAUAAAUGUUUAUGCACCCAACAUAGGAGUGCCUCAAUACAUAAGGCAAAUGCUAACAACCAUGAAAGGAGAAAUCGACAGUAACAAUAAUAGUAGGGGACUUUAACACCCCACUUACACCAAAGGACAGAUCAUCCAAACAGAAAAUAAAUAAGAAACACAAGCUUUAAAUGACACAAUAAACUAGAUAGAUCUAAUUGAUAUUUACAGAACAUUCCACCCAAAAGUGGCAGAAUACACUUUCUCCUCAGGUGCACAUGGAACAUUCUCCAGGAUAGAUCACAUCUUGGGUUGCAAAUCAAGUCUCGGAAAAUUUAAGAAAAUUGAAAUCAUAUCAAGCAUCUUUUCUGACCAAAAUGCCGUGAGACUGGAAAUCAAUUAAGAGGAAAAAAACUGUGAAAAACACAAAUACAUGGAGGCUAAACAGUGCACUACAAAAAAACCAAGAGAUCACUGAAGAAAUCAAAGAAGAAAUUAAAAAAUACAUAGAAACAAAUGACAACAAAAACACGACGACCCAAAACCUAUGGGACGCAGCAAAAGCAGUUCUAAAAGGGAAGUUUACAGCAAUUCAAUCUCACCUCAAGAAAAAAGAAAAAUCUCAAACAAUCUAACCCUACGCUUAAAACAACUAGAGAACGAUGACCAAAGAAAAUCCAAAUUCAGUAGAAGGAAAGAAAUCAUAAAGAUCAAAGCAGAAAUAAAUGAAAUAGAAACAAAGAAAACAAUAGCAAAGAUCAAUAAAACUAAAAGCUGGUUCUUUGAGAAGAUAAACAAAAUUGAUAAACCCUUAGCCAGACUCAUCAAGAUAAAAAGGGAGAGGGUGCAAAUCAAUAAAAUUAGAAAUGAAAAAGGAGAAAUCACAACGGACACUGCAGAAAUACAAAGGAUUAUAAGAGACUACUACAAACAACUAUAUGCCAAUAAAAUGGACAACCAUGAAGAAAUGGACAAAUUCUUGGAAAGGUACAAUUUUACAAGACCGAAACAGGAAGAAUUAGAAAAUAUAAACAGACGUAUCACAAGUAAUGAAACUGAAAGCAUAAUUAAAAAUCUUCCAAGAAACAGAAGUCCAGGACCAGAUAGCUUCACAGGCGAAUUCUAUCAAACGUUUAGAAAAGAGCUAACACCAAUCCUUCUCAAACUCUUCCAAAAAACUGCAGAGGGAGAAACACUCCCAAAUUCAUUCUACGAAGCCACCAUCACCCUGAUUCCAAAACCAGAAAAAGAUAUCACAAAAAAAGAAAAUUGCAGACCAAUAUCACUGAUGAACAUACAUGCAAAAAUCCUGAACAAAAUACUAACAAACAGGAAUCCAACAGCACAUUAAAAGGAUCAUACACCAUGAUCAAGUGAGAUUUAUCCCAGGGAUGGAAGAAUUCUUCAAUAUACGCAAAUCAAUCAAUGUGAUAUACCACGUUAACAAAUUAAGGAAUAAAAACCAUAUGAUCAUCUCAAUAGAUGCAGAAAAUGCUUUUGACAAAAUUCAGCACCCAUUUAUGGUAAAAACUCUCCAGAAAAUGGGCAUAGAGGGAACCUACCUCAACAUAAUAAAGGCCAUAUUAUGACAAACCCACAGCAAGCAUCAUAUUCAAUGUGAAAAACUGAAAGCAUUUCCUCUAAGAUCAGGAACAAGACAAGGAUGUCCACUCUCGCCACUCUUAUUCAACAGUUUUGGAAGUCCUAGCCACAGCAAUCAGAGAAGAAAAAGAAAUAAAAGGAAUACAAAUUGGAAAAGAAGAAGUAAAACUGUCACUAUUUGCCAAUGACAUGAUACUAUACAUAGAAAAUCCUAAAGAUGCCACCAGAAAACUACUAGAACUAAUCAAUGAAUUUGGUAAGGUUGCAGGAUACAAAAUGCACAGAAAUCUCUGGCAUUCCUAUACACCAACAAAGAAAAAUAAGAAAGAGAAAUUACCAUUUACCAUUGCAACAAAAAGAAUAAAAUACCUAGGCAUAAAUCUGCCUAAGGAGGUGAAAGACUUGUACUCAGAAAACUAUAAAACACUGAUGAAAGAAAUCAAAGAUGACAUAAACAGACGGAGAAAUAUACCAUGUUCUCUGACUGGAAGAAUCAAUAUUGUGAAAAUGACUAUACUACCCAAAGCAAUCUACAGAUUCAGUGCAAUCCCUAUCAAACUACCAAUGGCAUUCUUCACAAAAUUAGAACAAAAAAAUCUUACAAUUCGUAUGGAAACACAAAAGACCCCGAAUAGCCAAAGCUAUCAUGAGAAAGAAAAACGGAGUUGGAGGAAUCUGGCUCCCUGACUUCAAACUAUACAACAAAGCUACAGUAAUCAAGACAGUAUGGUACUGGCACAAAAACAGAAAUAUAGAUCAAGGGUACAGGUUAGAAUGCCCAGAGAUAAACCCACGCACAUAUGGGCACCUAAUUUAUGACAAAGGAGGCAAGAACAUACAAUGGAGAAAAGACAGCCUCUUCAAUAAGUGGUGCUGGGAAAACUGGACAGCCUCAUGUAAAAGAAUGAAAUUAGAACAUUACGUAACACCGUACACAAAAAUAAACUCCAAAUGGAUUAAGACUUAAAUGUAAGACCAGACACUAUAAAACUUUUAGAGGAAAACAUAGGAAAAACACUCUUUGACAUAAACCACAGCAAGAUCUUUUUGAACCACCUCCUAGAGUAACAGAAAUAAAAACAAACACAUGGGACUUAAUUAAACUUAAAAGCUUUUACACAGCAAAGGAAACCAUAAACAAGACAAAAAGACAACCCUCAGAAUGGGAGAAAACAUUUGCAAAUUAAACAACAGACCAAGGAAUAGUCUCCAAACUAUACCAACAGUUCAUGGAGCUCAAUAUCAAAAAAACAAACAAUCCAGUUAAAAAAUGGGCGGAAGACCUGAACAGACAUUUCACCAAGGAAGACAUACAGAUGGCCAAGAAGCACAUGAAAAGAUGCUCAACAUCACUAAUUAUUAGAGAAAUGAAAAUCAAAACUACAGUGAGGUAUAUAUCACCUCAUGCCAGUCAGAAUGGCCAGUAUCAAAAAAGUUAGAAACAAUAAAUGCUGGAAAGGGUGUGGUGAAAAGGGAACCCUCCUACACUGUUGGUGGGAAUGUAAAUUGAUACAACCACUAUGGAAAACAGUAUGGAGUUUCCUUAAAAAACUAAAAAUAGAACUACUGUACGACCCAGCAAUCCCACUACUGGGCAUAUACCCUGAGAAGACAAUAAUUCAGAAAGAGACAUGCAGCACAAUGUUCACUGCAGCACUAUUUACAAUAGCCAGGACAUGGAACCAACCGAAAUGUCCAUCAACAGAUGAAUGGAUAAAGAUGAUGUGGGACAUAUAUACAAUGGAAUAUUAUUCAGCCAUAAAAAGAAAUGAAACUGAGUUAUUUGUAGUGAGGUGGAUGGACCCAGAGUCUGUCAUACAGAGUAAGUCAGAAAGAGAAAAAUACCGUUAUACUAACGCAUAUAUAUGGAAUCUAAAAAAAAAAAAAAAAUGGUACUGAUGAACCUAGUUGCAGCGCAGGAAUAAAGAGGUAGGCAUAGAGAAUGGACUUGAGGACAUGGGGUGGGAGGGCAAAGCUGGGAGAAAGUGAGAGGAGCAUCGACAUAUAUACACUACUGAAUGUAAAAUAGUUGGCUGGUGGCAAGCAGCAGCAUAGCACGGGGAGAUCGGCUUGGUGCUUUGCGAUGACCUAGAGGGGUGGGAAAGGGAGGAUGGAAGGGAGGCUCAAGAGGGAGGGGAUAUGGGUACAUGUGUAUGCAUAUGGCUGAUUCGCUUUGUUGUGCAACAGAAACUAACACAGUAUGGUGAGGCAAUUAUUAAAAAAAAGCAAAAAGAAAAAGUGAUUUCAUAAUUAUUAAAAAUUUAUAAAUAAAAAAUGAAAUUUUAAUGGAAGCCCUUUAAAAAAAACUCAAUGAGGUAGAAGAAAAGGCAGAGAAAGCAUCAGCCUUUUUAUUUUUUUUUAAAUUUAUUUAUUAAUAUGUUUGUGUUUGGCUCUGUUGGGUCUUCAUUGCUGCCUGUGGGCUUUCUCUAGUUGUGGCAAGCGGGGGGGAUACUCUGUUGCGGUGCGUGGGCUUCUCAUUGUGGUGGCUUCUCAUUGCAGAGCAUGGGCUCUAGGAGCACAGGCUUCAGUAGUUGUGGCACAUGGGCUCAGUAGUUGUGGCUCGCGGGCUCUAGAGUGCAGGCUCAGUAGUUGUGGCGCCCCGGCUUAGCUGCUCCGCGGCAUGUGGGAUCUUCCUGGACCAGGGCUAGAACCCGUGUCUACUGCACUGGCAGGCGGAUUCUUAACCACUGUGCCGCCAGGGAAGCCUGCAUCAGGCUUUUUAAACAGUUAAUAUACCACCUGUUCUCUAUGUUACAUCAUACUGGAUAGAAAACCUUUCUGUUCUCCUUAAGAAGGUGAAUUUGGGUGAGGCUUUUAGGGACUCCCUAGAUUCUAGUCUGUUUAAACACCCAUGAUUUUAAAAUAGAGACUCUGAGAUGAAGAGCAAACUUCUAUGAUUAAAGACACAAGAGGGACUUCCCUAGUGGCACAGUGGUUAAGAAUCCGCCUGCCGAUGCAGGGGACACGGGUUUGAGCCCUGGUCUGGCAAGAUCCCACAUGCCGCGGAGCAACUAAGCCCGUGCACCACAACUACUGAGCCUGUGCUCUAGAGCCCCUGUGCCACAACUACUGAGCCUAUGCACCUAGAGCCCGUGCUCCGCAACAAGACAAGCUACUGCAAUGAGAAGCCCGUGCACUGCAAUGAAGAGUAGCCCCCGCGUGCCGCAACUAGAGAAAGCCUGCACGCUUUUUUAGCCAAACAACUAAAAAAAAAAAAAAAAAAAAAAAAGACAUGAGAAACAGCCUUUCAUAGUUAAGGCUAUCCUAUUUUUUUAAUGUGUAAAUCUAAUUAUACAUUAUCCCAUUUGGUCACACUACUUACUGAAACUUGAUUAAUGACAAGAUCAUUUCCUUCAAGAAAUGGGAUUAGGUCUCUCUGAGACACAGGGGGAAGCUGGACAGUUGAGGAGAAAGAAUAACACUUAAACAGUUUCUUGUCUUGUUGCCACUGGUCAAUUAUACAUUCUCUCAUUUGAUCCUACUACUUACCAUGCUACUACUUACCAUGUUCCAGAUAGUGUGCUAAAGAAUUUCAUGUAUCACCGUAUUUAUCCAUAAUUAAAACCCUAUGAGGUUGGUGAUAGUAUUCCCAUCAUACAGACGAGGCAACAAGCCCAAAGUUUUACUGCUAGCAAGUGGUGGAAGCAGGACUCAACACUAUGUGUACCUGUCUCCAAGGUAGUUGCUGUUGCUCUUAAAAAUAAAGGGUGGUGCCUUCAGAACUGUUAGUUGUAAAUCCACAGUGAAAAAAGGAAAGGAAGAUAACUCUUUAGGUAAAUACAUUAGAAGAAGCUGAGUGGAAUACAAAGCUCUUCCUAACCUGGGGUGCUUUGAGGUCUAUUUUGAAAGUGGGAAUGAACACUGCAAACUGUGCUGAUUUGGCAUUUCCUGUUAGCAUUCCUAUUGGACAGAUGAUCUCUGGUUCCAGAGACUUUGCUAGAAUAGGGGUUUUCAAAUCUUGUUUUAGCCUUAGAACCCUUUCUUCAAAUGGAUCUUAGAUGCUAAGUCAUUCAAGUUGAAGAGAGGAAGGGGGAGUCGGGGUGUGCAUCAGCUGAGGGCUAGGGGCUCCAUCUCUACUCCUGCUGCCGCUUCAACAUAAUUAGUGCCUACCCAGAAAAUCACUGAUGGUAUAAAGCAGCAAUUUUAUUUUGGACAAUUCAAUAACAUAAAAAUUUUAAAUGUGCCUAUCUUUUUGACCCCAAUUUUUAGAUGUGCAUAAGCAAUUUAUUAUAUAGAAAUACUAGCAUGAUGGCAUAAAGGGGUGUGUGUGUAUUUACUCACACAUAUAUAGGGCUAUUUGGUCCAAUAUUUUUUAAAAUAAAUUUAUUUUAUUUAUUUUUGGCUGCAUUGGGUCUUCGUUGCUGCACGUGGGCUUUCUCUAGUUGUGGCGAGCAGGGGCUUCUCUUGUUGCGGAGCACAGGCUCUAGGCACAUGGGCUUCAUUGCUCCACGGCAUGUGGGAUCUUCCCGGACCAGGGCUUGAACCUGUGUCCCCUGUGUUGGCAGGUGGAUUCUUAACCACUGGCACCACCAGGGAAGCCCGCAAUAUUGUUUUUAAUAAAAACAGUUGGGAGCAGAAUGUCUGUUAAUAGAGGUUUGGAUAAAUAAAUUAUGGUAUUUUCAUACAAUGGAAUAGUAUGUUUUCUAGUAAAAAAAAAAAAAGUCUAUAUAUGUAUUCAUGUGGAAAGAUAAUCAAAACAUUUGGUUAAAUUUUUAGAAGUUGUACUCUGUACAGUAUCAUCUAAUUACUGUUUAAAAAAUCUGCAAUGUUCACAUAUAGAAAGAAAAGCCUAGAAAGAUAUAUACUACUAAUAGUAAAUACACAUGGGGAGGGAGAAGGCUUUCACUUUUACUAUAUUGCUUUUGAAUUAUAUGAACAAUUUAGGAUGAAAAUGUAUUACUUUUUUAUACAAAGAAAAAUGUACUACUUGACUAGGGCAUUCUUUCUAACUCCUUGGGGCUCUGUAAAUUGGUCAGGUCACAUGGUACUUGAGGAACUCAGUAUGUGACAAAUAAUCUAAUUUUGGGUAGUAUCCCUGCUCUGUCAGUUGGAUUCAAGAUAGGAGGUAGUUUUUGCCCCUUUGCUUGCUGUGGUUUUUAAUGGUCUGUAUCUAUUUUGGUGAUCUUUAUCUAAAAAUUUUCGUUUUUUUCAUUGUGGAAUACCCAGUGUAUCUUUGCAUCGUUUUGUACUUGUGUUUAUGUUUAUCUUUGACAUCCAUAUGCUUUUUCCCAUUAGGAGGAUGCAGAGUUGCCUGUUAAACUUAUAUCCUAAAUUUACUGCCUGUUAAACUUACAUUUUCCAAGUACUCCAGGGAACCAAACAAUAAAGGAGAUCUGUUACAGCUC
This is a messenger RNA of Orcinus orca (killer whale), 17274 nucleotides long. It is a transcript of the gene ANKRD42, whose product is annotated as ankyrin repeat domain 42. The record is from RefSeq and is a predicted model, not a curated record. Lineage: Eukaryota; Metazoa; Chordata; Mammalia; Artiodactyla; Delphinidae. Gene Ontology annotation, molecular function: protein binding. The transcript is spliced from 14 exons. The coding region runs from base 16 to 2550 and encodes 844 amino acids.